Molecule: messenger RNA, 501 nt
Organism: Gryllus bimaculatus (two-spotted cricket)
Lineage: Eukaryota; Metazoa; Arthropoda; Insecta; Orthoptera; Gryllidae
Source: the annotation of a GenBank genome assembly
AUGGGGCGCGUGAAUAGUGUAAGAAGAGAGACAGAGGUGGAAGCAACAGGAGAGGAGGGGGGAGAGAAGAAAAGAGGAAGCGAGGGAGGAAUAGGGGAGAGAAUAAGAAGAGGAGAGAGAAAGACCUAUGAUUUUGACUUAAAGGUUUUAGGCGUGGUGGACUAUGAGGGCUACGAGAGCAUCCGCGCCGUGGAGCUGGGCCAGUGGUCGCUGGCCACGUCCCUGUGGGGCGCCACCGAGGGCGUCAUCAUGCGCGUCACCGACGGCGUCGACUUCUACAACAUCCUCUACAGAGUGCCCGCCUCCAACACUCGCACCCAGCGCUCCAGCAACCUGGGACGUAAGCGACCAACUGAAGCAAAAUUCGCUAAGCCAUCGGAGCCACGCCCUAUACUUUACGCUCAAUUCUGUGAAGGGGUGAGGCGGGACCGCCCGCCCGCAGAGGCCACAGAGCAGAGGGAGCGGGAGAGGGAAAGAAGUACUUCUGGAGAUGCCAAAUGA